Messenger RNA from Cladophialophora carrionii CBS 160.54, 903 nucleotides. RefSeq lists its product as uncharacterized. The coding region runs from base 1 to 903 and encodes 300 amino acids. The record is from RefSeq and is a predicted model, not a curated record. NCBI's taxonomy places the organism in Eukaryota, Fungi, Ascomycota, Eurotiomycetes, Chaetothyriales, Herpotrichiellaceae. The transcript is spliced from 2 exons.
AUGCAGAAAUACACCACCAGAGAGGUCCUUGAGGCCGCGCUUUCGGGGCCAUCCCAGGUGUCAUCCGCCACGACCAAACGCGUCCUUGAAUGGUCUGAGCAGGUCCCAUCUGGACUGCGCCCUGCAGGCUUGGAAAUGGAGACCCCCACACGGAUUCCGAGUCAAGACCGCAUGUCGAUGAACGCGCCACUAGGGACAUCGACAGCCGUGGCUUUACCCAACCUCGAAUCGCGGAACAACGCACCACGGGCCGAAUCCAGCGCGGCGGAGAAGGAUUCUGGCGACAUUCUCCACGAAGAAGAGCAGACAGUACCAAUCGCUCCGGCAACUCAGGCUGCGUCACCGCCCUCUCAGUCUUUGGGAAAGAGACGCGUCCCUCAUGCGAGCAAAGACGAAUGGGCGGAAAGCAGUGGCGAUGAAACAACUGUCCAUGUACCGAGCGCCGAUACUACUGCGAGCGAGUACUUUCAGUCGGUUGCAGCAAACAGCUCGAAUCGCAAUGCACGCAAGAAAGCAAAGACGGUGGCAGCUGUAGGAGGUCCGCGGUACAAGAGACUGUUGGGACUGAAACAGGCAUCUCCCAAACCGCUGUCGAUGUCCAAAACCGCUGUGGAUUAUCGCGAGCGUAAGAAGAUUGAAAAGUCAUAUAAGGAGAAGAUCUGCGCAUUCAUCGACAACGACAUUCUCCAACGCGUCGAUUUCGAGGGUGGCAUCACGCCGGAUGGAAGAUUGUACAAGGCUAUUCUUAUGAUGAUGGAGCGGAAAGAAGCCCGGCCGAAACAGGCUGUUACACCUUUUGACGAUGGCCCAGGGAGUUCAGAUGACAUCGCUAGAUUGAAAGCGGAGAAUCAAAAGUUACGAGAGAGAAUCGCGGACGCUUCGCGAGUUCUUGGACACGUUUAA